GAGAAACUAGCGUGGUCGCCUGUGACCCAGAUGUUUUAGUAAGAGCGUGUAUAUCAGCUGAUUUGGAUGAACGUAGAAUUGGAUUGUUAGUUUUCAGUCAUUGGAUAUUUAUGGCUCCGGAAUAAGGUAAUGGGCUGUAUAGUUUUGAGGUGAUAGCGUUCAUAAUACAGAAAUAGAACGCUAAAAUAGUGACGCAACAUGACGAUGGAAAGAGGGGACUACAAGCCGGGGGUACCGGAAAAUGGCGCAGAGGAAACCAUGGGUCUCCUGGAGGAUCAAUCGCAUGAUCACAGUAAUGGCGGCGCGGAUAGGAAAAGUUUAGAAAGGUGUGAUGAUAUUUUAGGGGGAGGGGUCAGUGAUGUUUUUAAGUGUGAAAAUUGUGGACUAGCGGAUGUAGAUCAAAAUCAUUCCUGUCAAAACUCAGGGACUGUGGAACCAUGUCCGAAAACAAACGGUUCCCUUUCAACGUGCAAUAUGGUGUCCGAAACUAACGGCACGUCAUCAAAAGACGUUUCACCGUUACUUACAAAGAAAUUGCACGUCGAAAUGGAUGAAAACUCAGGGCAGCUUAAAUCAGUGAUCAAAGACCCCAGUCCUCCAAAACCUGAAUUGACUCGGCAACAGAGUUGCUAUGACAACGCGCCGGACGGAGGAUGGGGGUGGGCUGUGACGUUUGCAGCGUUCAUGGUUGGUGUGAUUUUGGACGGGAUCUCGUUUUCGUUCGGGAUUUUCUACAGGGAGCUGCUUGAUCACUUUCAGGAGAGCAAGAGUCUCACUUCCUGGAUUAUUUCCGUGAUGAACGGAACCUACCUCGGAAUAGGCCCUAUAGCCAGUAUCCUGGUUGCGGUGUUUGGAUGCCGACCCGUGGCCAUCUUCGGAGCGUCCCUUGCCGCCGUCUCGUUUUUCCUGUGUGCGUAUUCCCCCAACGUCCGCGUCAUGAUCGUCGUUUAUGGCCUUCUGGGAGGUGCAGGUCUUGGGCUGCUGUACCUCCCGUCCAUUGUUUCCGUGGGCCACUACUUCAAGAAAAAGCGCGCCCUCGCCACCGGCAUCGCUGUCUGCGGAAGUGGCAUCGGCGGCUUUGUUUUUGCGCCGCUCAGCGAGUUCCUUAUAGAAAAAUACACAUGGAAGGGGGCAAUGAUGAUCAUUUCCGCCAUUGUACUCAACGGGAUACCUAUAGCCGCCCUGCUGCGGCCCCUCGAGGGUUCGCAAACGUAUUCUGAGCGGAAGCGAGAGAGCAAGUGUGCAGAGCGUGCUAUAAAGGAGAAACUUUUAGACGGUGCUUCCGGUCAUAAUUCCUCGGUUGAAAAACCUGCAAAGAAGUGUUGUAACUUUGAUAUAUCGUCCAUAUUCGAUUUUGAGCUUCUAAAAAGCCCGACGUUUCUUGUUUAUGGAAUGUCCUGCUUUCUAUGCAUGCUUGGAUUUUUCAUUCCUUUCACAUUCAUUCCUGAUCUCAUGGUGGACGUCGGUAUGACGUCAGAGCAAGGUGCGAUGAUUAUUGCCAUAAUCGGCAUUCUGAACACGGUGGCGCGCGUGUUUGUCGGCUGGUUGGCGGACCGACCCUGGGCCGACGCUCUCAUAAUCAAUAGCGUUGCCCUAGUUAUAGGGGGCGUUUCCACCAUGUUUGUACCCAUGUAUGUUGUGUUCAGCGGAAUGGCGACGUACGCCGUUGUCUUCGGGAUAAGUAUAGCCGUGUUUGUUUCAUACCGGUCCAUAAUUGUGGCUGAGUUGCUGGGUAUAGAGAAACUGACGUCGUCUUUCGGGCUAGUCACCAUGUGUCAGGGCUUAUCAGCAUUUAUAGGAGCACCCAUAGCAGGCGCGUUGUCGGACGAUGCAGGGGAUUACGGGGGAGCUUUCUAUCUGGCGGGAAUCGCUAUCGCUCUUUCCGGUGUGAUUUGCUUCCCGUUGCGCGCAAUCAGCCGCUGGGAAAAACGGCGGGAAGAGGCGCGUUGCAAAAAGGUGAACGAGGUCGUUUUCAUUUCCGACAUGGAGCUUGAGAUUACGUCAAAGUCGUGAGAAUAUUCGGAUAUGACAUUCGGAAGUGACAUUACAACUGGACGAACCUUGUGUGUGAACAGAGUUGUGCAAAAGUGUGAAGUCAAACUACAAAUGUAUACCAGUUGGCGAUUCUUUACUCGUUUGAUUUUUAGAGGGCCUCUCGCCUUUAUUGCAAGAAUGUCAACAACACUUUGAAAUGGUCAACAUCCAUAUACUUGUAAACAAGUUUUUUAUAUAUAUAAUACUUAUUGUGGAGUUUCUAAAACCGGGGGCACUUAUAUCUCGGCCACCACUUCUAUGCCGUUUAUGUAGCCUUAAUUUAUUAUUUAAUAAACAAUAACAUCAGAAAGAACAUGCCAAAAUUGUGUACCUGGUAUACGAUGUCAAUGUUAAAGCCACUUUGUUUACAUAAUUAUUGUCAGUUAAAGAUAUACCUCAUAAGUGGAAAUGACGUUAUCAGACCUGAGCAUACACACGUUUUGGUGCAUGGCAGGGGGUAAACAAAACAGUUGAUCAAUAUUGUAAGAGGACCACGUCGCCUUUUAUGGUAAGUUUGUAUUUCAUUUAAUAUUUAAAGCUGCACUCCCACAGUUAUACCGUAUUUACAACUUUUUUUUGUUUUGGUUUUUGUCUUGGAAAGACCAAAUUUUUGCGUAAGUAUCUGCAAACCAUUUAAUAAAAGAUUGCUGACAAAAUAUCAGA
Mya arenaria is the source of this 2697-nucleotide messenger RNA. Its product is annotated as monocarboxylate transporter 13-like. The record is from RefSeq and is a predicted model, not a curated record. Bases 199 to 2013 code for a protein of 604 amino acids. The transcript is spliced from 7 exons. Gene Ontology annotation, biological process: monocarboxylic acid transport; transmembrane transport. Lineage: Eukaryota; Metazoa; Mollusca; Bivalvia; Myida; Myidae. Gene Ontology annotation, molecular function: monocarboxylic acid transmembrane transporter activity.